Perognathus longimembris pacificus (Pacific pocket mouse) is the source of this 3366-nucleotide messenger RNA. It is a transcript of the gene Dennd1b, whose product is annotated as DENN domain containing 1B. Gene Ontology annotation, cellular component: nuclear speck; cytosol; intracellular membrane-bounded organelle. Gene Ontology annotation, biological process: endocytic recycling; T cell receptor signaling pathway; endocytosis. Lineage: Eukaryota; Metazoa; Chordata; Mammalia; Rodentia; Heteromyidae. The record is from RefSeq and is a predicted model, not a curated record. The coding region runs from base 103 to 2412 and encodes 769 amino acids. The transcript has 23 exons. Gene Ontology annotation, molecular function: guanyl-nucleotide exchange factor activity; phosphatidylinositol phosphate binding.
GGGCGGGGGCGACCGGGGCCGCCGCCGCCGACUGCGGCCUCCUUCCCCGCGGGCGGCGGGCGGCGGGGGCGGGCGGACGGGCCGACGCCGCGACAUGUGACCAUGGACUGCAGGACCAAGGAAAAUCCAGAAAGGACUUUUGACUUGGUACUGAAAGUGAAAUGUCCUGCCUCUGAAAAUGAAGAUCCUGUGGUAUUGUGGAAAUUUCCAGAGGACUUUGGAGACCAGGAAGUCUUGCAGAGUGUGCCGAAGUUCUGUUUCCCCUUUGACGUGGAAAGGGUGUCUCAAAACCACGUUGGACAGCACUUUACCUUUGUGCUGACAGACAUAGAAAGUAAGCAGAGAUUUGGAUUCUGCAGACUCACCUCAGGAGGCCAAAUUUGUCUCUGCAUCCUGAGUUACCUGCCCUGGUUUGAAGUCUAUUACAAGCUUCUGAAUACUUUGGCAGAUUACUUGGUGAAGGAACUGGAAAAUGAUUUGAAUGAAACUCUCAAAUCACUGUAUAAUCACCCAGUACCAAAGGCGAACACUCCUGUCAAUUUGAGUGUGAACCAAGAGAUAUUUAUUGCCAGUGAGCAAGUUCUGAAAGAUCAGCCCUCACUAAUACCGCAUUCCUACUUCAUUGCCCCUGAUGUAACUGGACUCCCAACAAUACCAGAGAGUAGAAACCUCACCGAGUACUUCGUGGCGGUGGACGUGUACAACAUGGUGCACCUGUACGCCUGCAUGCUCCACGAGAGGCGUGUGGUCAUCACCUCCAGCAAAUUAAGCACUUUGACCGCCUGUGUCCACGGAUCGGCCGCCCUGCUCUACCCCAUGUACUGGCAGCACAUCUAUAUUCCUGUCCUUCCUCCUCACCUGCUGGACUACUGCUGUGCCCCAAUGCCAUACCUGAUUGGAAUUCACUCCAGCCUCUUAGAGAGAGUGAAAAAUAAGUCAUUGGAAGACGUGGUUUUGCUGAAUGUCGACACAAACACUUUCGAAUCUCCAUUUAAUGACUUGAGCAACCUCCCAGGUGACGUGGUCUCGGCCUUGAAAAAUAAACUGAAGAAGCAGUCCACAGCCACGGGGGAUGGCGUGGCCAGGGCCUUCCUCCGAGCCCAGGCGGCUUUGUUUGGGUCCUACAGAGAUGCGCUGAGAUACAAACCUGGCGAGCCCAUCACUUUCUGCGAGGACAGCUUUGUAAAACACCGCUCGAGUGUGAUGAAACAAUUCUUGGAAACUGCAAUUAACCUUCAACUUUUUAAGCAGUUUAUCGAUGGUCGUCUGGCAAAACUAAAUGCGGGAAAGGGUUUCUCUGAUGUCUUUGAAGAAGAAAUCACGUCAGGUGGUUUUGGUGGAGGGAACCCAAGGUCGUACCAGCAGUGGGUGCACACGGUCAAGAAAGGGGGUGCUUUCUUCAACACAGCCAUGACCAGAGCAACUCCUGCUGUACGAACAGCAUACAAAUUUGCAAAGAAUCAUGCAAAACUGGGAUUAAAAGAAGUAAAGAGCAAGCUCAAACACAAGGAAAAUGAGGAGGAUUAUGGGAGCUGUUCUGGUCUUGUACAGUAUACACCGGUGUACUCAUCACACAAUGAGAAGGAAGGAGCCCUGGAGAAGCAUAAGCUUGCUCAGGCGCGCCUGCAGCGGCCCCCGACGAGCCUGGACGACGACGACAUCAUGGAGCGAGCCAGCAAGUUGUCGUCGGAGGACGGCGAGGAGCCCCCCGCGUACUUCUACGAGAGCGACGAGUCUGCGGAGGGCGGGGCGCGGAGCCCGCGCGCGGGGGAGCUGGACCUGCUGGGCGAGAUCCUGGACACGCUGAGCACGCACAGCUCCGACCAGGGCAAGCUGGCCGCCGCCCGCAGCCUGGACUUCUUCCGCUCCAUGGAGGACAUCGACUACAAGCCCGCGAACAAAUCCAACGCCCCGAGCGAGAACAACCUGGCGCUGCUGUGCGGCGGGGCGGCGGGCGACCCCGCGGGCUGGAGCCGGGGCCAGGACGACGCCGCCCUGCAGGGCCGGCUGCUGCCGCCCGCGCCCCGCAAGCGGGGCUCCUCGGCGGGGCUGGCCGAGUGCCUGUCGGCGCUGAGAGAGGAGGAGAGCGGCCGGAGGGCGCCCGGGGCCCCGCGCGCGGAUUCCCAGCCGAGCCUCCCACCCCCGGCCCCGGACAGAGGGGCCUUGGCCCAGGACGGGGCGCCCAGCCCGGCUCCGGAGGAGGAGCGGCCGCGCCCCGGCCCCGGCCCCGGCCCCGGGGGGCGCCGCCCGUCCACCUGCGUUCCCUGGGAGAAGGACGGAAGGGCCGAGGCGCAGCCCGCGGAGGACGGGGGCCUGCUGCAGGAGGUGGUGUCCCUGUGUCGCCUGACCUCGCCGGACCUCCAGCAAGGCCUGCACGCUGCGGACACAGACUCGCGUGGAAGCCAGCUCUAACCCACCCACCCACCCACCCGCGUCCCCGCUGUGCCAGCCCGUGGGGCCCUCCAGUCGUUCGGAGGAAUGACAGCUCUUACUACUUAUUUAAUCUCCCCCUCCCCCUGGGGGACUUCCAUGUCCCUCACUUCUUUGAUUUCGUGGGUGUCUGUGACCCAUGUUAUUUACAUGUCAGGCGGACACGUCUCCCGUGCUAUUAAAUCAGGUACUAGUUUGUCUGUGUGUCAGUCCUACAGAUGGUGCCCCAGUAUUUGGUGCUUAUGCCACCCCUGUAUUUAAACUCAGUAUGCAUCUUUCACCCUUGCACAUAACGGAUAGCUACUGUACUUAUUUGGUUGAGCAUGAACUGACCAAGAUAGCAAAACUAGCUGGAAACCGGUGACCUUGUUAACCCACGAAUUGCCUUAAUCCUCACGCCGUGCUGCGCACACAAAUAACUCACGAAAUGACACGCAGUUGCAAGAUAAGUUAUUUUGUUCUGCAGAGCAAUAAUAAUAAUAAUAAUAAUGCCUUUUCCUAACUCAUCCGAUGAAGGUGAACCUUGGUGGUUCAAGAUUUGGGAGCUCUCGUGGAAAUGUUCGAUUUGCUUUUCGAAGGGCGCGGCAGCCAUGUCUCCUAAGGUACACAGGUGUGCAUUUCCCUUUGACUCGGUGAGGUGUUCUGAAGUGCUGAAUUAGAAUGUGAAGUUAGUGACUUCUGUUUACACACGAGACACUUCCGUGUGCUCACUCUCUCUAUGCCUUUCCCCUGUGGGGUCCAUCUCAAGAAAGCCAAAACGCAACAUGACUUGUUCUGAUUAGAAAAAAGAAUAUCCUGUAUUCUCCAUCAAAAUGCCUCGUGUCAUCGCCUCUGAUGUUUUAAAUAAUGGUGUUUUAGCAGUUUUAGAUUUCGAGAACCAUUACAGAGAGCACCAGGUUCUCAUUCCCCCCCCCCCCCCCCGCCACCUUCUUCUCC